CUUGCUGGUACGCUCGCUUUCCUUGCAUCUCUAGGGGAUGGCAGCAAUCAUAUCCCAGCUGUCUGUAUUGAGGAAGGUCCUAAUGCGGCAUAUAUAAACGUAUUACUUGCCGUAAACAAGCUCGAAUUUGAUGAUGGACGGCAAAUUCUUGAAAGGUUGAAGAAAUCAUUUGAUGGGAUCUUCUCUCUUUUAGAUCGGGACUAUGGCGCAAGACCCAGGCCAACGAAUGCCCUACAUACUUCUGCUAAGAACGACGGGCCGGCUGGCUUAUCCUACCUAGAGGAUGAUGUGUUCAAAGCCAUCAUAUAUAUGUGCCGAGGGCGUAUCAUUCAUCGUUUACGUUUCGCUGGCCAGAGGCAAUCAAUUAAAACGACUCUUCAAACAGCCUUUUACUACCUCAAGCAUGCAGAGCCAUGGAAGAUAAGAAAUCAAGAGGGUUUAAUUACACGAAACUCAUUCAUCAAGAGAGCGAGAGAAGUUCUAAAAUUAGUCGAUUCUUGGGUUAAGCAUCAAACAGAUGCCGAAUUAGAAGGUCUCGUGGAAGGUAUUCGAUGCCUUCGGCAAGUAGGCCACUUAGAGACACUGAUCGAAGAAAUACCCGACAAUGUCAUGCAACCUAACCUGAGAGAUUCUCUCAUAAAUAUGAUUAGCAAAGUCGCCAGAUAUCGCGACGCAGCCAGAUUUCUAUACCGUAUAGGGAAGACGAUUCCUCUAACCCGCAAAAUGCGUGCUGUCAUCGUCCAGUGGCCCAAAGCUGCAUUUGCUCGGCCUACAAACAGCCAAUACUUUCCCAAUCUUGACACCACAAUCUCGCUCGUCGAGGGGCUUCAGAGCAACGAGAAGGGCCUAAAACGUAUCUGUCUCUUGCUGAAUGCCGACGAAAAGGCUGAGAGCCGCCGCUUGACACGGGAGAAGGCGAGAGAUAAAUUCACAACACAAACAUACCGGACCCUGCGCGAGGCCAAAAUCCACGCCGAGAUCCAACUGCUGUACCACUGCGAGCUAAACAUACCUCACAACCGGCUGCCGCGCGUCGUAUGCUCAAGCAAAGACGCGUGCUGGCUCUGUAACGAGUUCAUUCUACUCUACGAGAAGAUCCACACGCCGAAAUCCCACGGCAGGUUGUAUCCCGGGUGGCGUCUACCAGUUUUUGAAAACGACGAUCUAGCUGAUAGGUAUAACUUGCGGUUGCAGAACACUUUCAAGAAGAGUUUGAAGACGCUAUUUUCGGGGAAGAAGAAAACACUUCAUCCGUACCCAAACGAGAGCACCCUGCUUACGUUGUACUUGUCGGACUCGACGCUUUCGAGUGUACAUCUACCCCUAGGGGAUGAGAAGGGGAAGGCUGUGCAGCAGGUGGUGGAAGAGGUGGUGCUUCGGCCUGAGGAGCUUGAUGCAUGUGAACUGGUAUUUCCGGGAGGCGUAGAAGCUGUCGCGGAAGUAGAGGAAGUGGAAGAGACAGAAGGGAUAACGGAAGUGGUGGAAAUAGAAGGGGUAGAGAGAGUAGAGGAUGUAGAAGACGAAGAACAAACGGGGGACAGCGUGGGGGAAAUAACGAGUCCAGAAAGAAUGAAACUAGAGGGAUUACAGGAGUCCCAAUUUUUAGAAGAAACGAAAGAGGUAAGAGAGGUGGUAGGUCAAGUACAGAAUGUUAGGGAAGUGGAGGUCAUGACACCGGUAAUACCUAUUGAUCAUGGGGGAGGCCCCUAUAGAACUCAUGAUAGCUACGGGUUUCCGGAACGCUGGAGUAGCGGGUGUAGUUCGAGCUCCUCCGAGGGAAGCAUAACGCUCGAGUUUGGUAAGGUGAGAUCUAAGAAGAUCUGGAUGGGAAACUCCACUCCGCUAUACAACGCAGGGCCUUUAUUAAACAUACAGGUCGAAUAUGCUAAAAGCCAAACUCCGGAGGCAUCAAACAAUCUUCACAAAAAGUUGUCAUAUUCACUUGAACGGCUAAGGUCCGAAGAUGUGGAGAAGUUACGGGAUAGGGGUGUGGUUCCAAUUGCCGGCGCAGAGUUGCCUGACCACUGGGUGGAGAGUAACACGGAUGAGGAGGGCUGCAUCUACAUUUCUAACGGCGAUACGGUGAUGAAGCUCCUCUUACGGCCGAUAUUGGAAUAAUCUCGUCGCGACUGGGAAUCGGUUUGAGCGGCGGAUAUGACCGGCCGAACUAGAUCCACUAUUCCGAACAGAACCAUCACAUACCCAACCGAACAAAUUACCAAUAAAAUGAAAAAAAAAAUCAACAUGCCUUGGAAAUAUAUGAC
Molecule: messenger RNA, 2264 nt
Organism: Annulohypoxylon maeteangense
Lineage: Eukaryota; Fungi; Ascomycota; Sordariomycetes; Xylariales; Hypoxylaceae
Exons: 2
Coding region: 310-2118 (602 amino acids)
Source: RefSeq, a predicted model, not a curated record